Guillardia theta CCMP2712 is the source of this 747-nucleotide messenger RNA. RefSeq lists its product as hypothetical. The transcript has a single exon. Lineage: Eukaryota; Cryptophyceae; Pyrenomonadales; Geminigeraceae. The coding region runs from base 1 to 747 and encodes 248 amino acids. Gene Ontology annotation, molecular function: protein binding. The record is from RefSeq and is a predicted model, not a curated record. Gene Ontology annotation, cellular component: extracellular matrix.
AUGCUGCGACGGUUCAUGACACAGCCAGCAGGAGGAGCAGGAGCAGGAGCAGGAGGAGCAUGGUUGUCGAUGCUGCUGGUCAUGCUGAUGCUGCUACAUCAGCCCGUGCAAGCUCAGACAACUUGUGGUUUCUGCACCUUCAACGUCAGCAAUGGAGUUCUUGUCAAGACAGUAGGAGGAGACUGCGGUACUAAUUGUACAAAUCUUCCACUGAGCAGGAAAGGGAUCAGCAGCAUCGCAGACGGAGCUUUGACAGCCUCAGACCUCACCAGCCUGAAGUCUCUCGAUCUCGGUGGAAACCAGCUGACAAGUCUACCUACGAGUAUCAGCGGCCUGACAAGUCUCACGGAUCUCAACCUUUAUGGCAAUAGCUUGACGAGCAUAUCGGAUGGUUUCUUCGACAAGCUCACAGGCCUGACGUUUCUCAAUAUUGGCUACAACCAGCUGACAAGUCUACCUACAAGUAUCAGCGGCCUGACAAGUCUGACGAGUCUCUUCCUUUAUGGCAAUAGCUUGACGAGCAUAUCGGAUGGCUUCUUCGACAAGCUCACAAGCCUGCAACAGCUUUAUCUCUCCAACAACAACAUCUAUUGCAUCGAUGCUGCUGCCUUCGCCUCUAUCCCUGCAAGCGCAUCCAUCUACAUCACCGGCAACAACGCCAGCCUCUGCGUGCAUCCCUCCUGGCCUGCCUCUGUACAGUAUGAUACCGGCCUCCAGAACUGCUCUGACAUACCAGCCUCUGCGUGA